AUGAACCGAUUCGGUGCGAUCUUCCUGCUGGUCUCAGCGACCGCGUCCUUCGUAACCUGCGAGCCGCCGGUCUUGAGCGGAGGUUACUCUUACUCCGGCGGAGGCGGCGGUCACGGUCACGGCCAUAGCACCGGAGGCGGAUAUGACGAUGGUGGUUACGUCGCUGUCAGCCCAGGUCAUCAGACAUCCGAGGGUCUGCACGUCGACCACAGCCUGCUGCACAAGGUGAAGGAAGCGCUGCUGGAGCACGAGAACUCUGGAUCGCAUGGCGGCGGCGGUGGCUACGCUGGCCACGGUUCCCUCUCCUCUUCGUAUGGUGCACCUUCGAGCUCGUACGGACCACCGUCGCCCGUGUACGGCGUCCCAUCCUACUCCUCCGGCCAUGGAUACGGCAAGGCGACCGGCAUCGAACUCGGACACGUGCAGCAAGGAAUCCAGGUCGCCGAGUACUACAAGGCGUCGCACGGUCCUUCCUACUCGUCGUACUCCGCUCCGUCCUACUCAUCGCACGGAUCCUCCUCGUCCUACUCGGCACCAUCGUACUCGUCUCACUCGUCGUUCACUCCAUCUCACGGCUACUCCUCGGGUGGCUCAUCCUACUCAUCGUACUCUGCUCCAUCCGUUUCAUCUCACUACUCUGCUCCAUCUGUCUCCUCUCACUACUCUGCUCCCUCUGUCUCUUCUCACUACUCUGCGCCGUCCUCCUCAUACGGUGCACCGUCCGUCUCUUCGCACUACUCAGCACCGUCCUCCUCGUACGGUGUACCUUCCGUCUCCUCGCACUACUCAGCACCGUCCUCCUCGUACGGUGCUCCUUCCGUCUCCUCCCACUACUCGGCACCAUCCUCCUCCUACGGAGCCCCAUCUCUAUCGUCGCACGGCUCUUCCUACUCAUCUCACGGCUCGGGUGGUUCCUACUCAUCGUCUCACUCGUCCGGACCAUCGUUCGUAGCCAUUCCGUCGUCCUCGUACGGCGUUCCCUCGUUCGGCUCGUCCUCGCAUUCGCACCGACCGUCGCACGGACUGAGCCUACACUCCCUCACCUCCUACCGCGCGCCAUCCUCCUCGUACGGACCACCGCGUCCCGUCUAUGGUCCGCCGCACCAUCACUAA
This is a messenger RNA of Anopheles coustani, 1113 nucleotides long. Its product is annotated as pro-resilin-like. The transcript is spliced from 2 exons. The record is from RefSeq and is a predicted model, not a curated record. NCBI's taxonomy places the organism in Eukaryota, Metazoa, Arthropoda, Insecta, Diptera, Culicidae. The coding region runs from base 1 to 1113 and encodes 370 amino acids.